CCAGUUUUUUGGCGAUUAACUGGAGAUAACAGUCUCCUGGACUGUUUGCAGUCCUGGCUGGUUUUGAACUUUGAUCUUCAGAUCUCAGCCUAUUGAAUAUAAUUAGUGAGCCACCAGUGCCUGGCUGAAUUGGGAUUUAAGUAGCAAGGCCUUAGAGAUAGCUUCUUUAGGAAGUGGUAGAGGGUUUGCUUUGUAAACCAGAGUCCCUGAAUUCAGUUGCCAGCUCUAGACUGGGGGAAACAACUGAAGUACUGGGGACAUAGUCAAGUAUAGUCUGAAUUCAGGUCCCCAGUAAUAUAAGAAAUUGUCCACACUUGUAAUAGUACUCAGGAGGCUGCCAGCUACAGAGUAGGAAUCAGUGUCAGAAAAAGGAAGGAAAAGGAGUUGCUUUGAUAGUGGAUUUCCUCGAUGGAUUGGGAGUUGACCUUUCUAGGACAAGUGAGUUUGAUGGAGAGGGUGAAAACUCAAAUACUGAAGAGGUAAGCUAGGAGUUAGUAUUUUGGGCAUUUAGGUUUCAUGUGUAACUUCUUGGUAGUGACAUAAAUAGGGGAUCUCAUUUGUAUCAUCAUCCAGAGGUAGUUUUAGGUUUUAAGUUCUAUAUUAACGGCUGUUUUCUUUUCAGACUGCAAAAUUCAAAAUGGUGCGCAAGGUAUUCGUUUCAUCUACACCAGAGAAGGCAGACCAAGUGGCGAGGCUUUUGUUGAACUUGAAUCAGAAGAUGAAGUCAAAUUGGCCUUGAAAAAAGACAGAGAAACUAUGGGACACAGAUAUGUUGAAGUAUUCAAGUCAAACAACGUUGAAAUGGAUUGGGUGUUGAAGCAUACUGGUCCAAAUAGUCCUGACACUGCCAAUGAUGGCUUUGUACGGCUUAGAGGACUCCCCUUUGGAUGUAGCAAGGAGGAAAUUGUUCAGUUCUUCUCAGGGUUGGAAAUCGUGCCAAAUGGGAUAACAUUGCCGGUGGACUUCCAGGGGAGGAGUACGGGGGAGGCCUUCGUGCAGUUUGCUUCACAGGAAAUAGCUGAAAAGGCUCUAAAGAAACACAAGGAAAGAAUAGGGCACAGGUAUAUCGAAAUCUUUAAGAGCAGUCGAGCUGAAGUUAGAACUCAUUAUGAUCCACCACGAAAGCUUAUGGCUAUGCAGCGGCCAGGUCCCUAUGACAGACCUGGGGCUGGCAGAGGGUACAACAGCAUUGGCAGAGGAGCUGGCUUUGAGAGGAUGCGACGAGGCGCUUAUGGUGGAGGCUAUGGCGGCUAUGAUGACUAUAAUGGCUAUAAUGAUGGUUAUGGAUUUGGCUCGGAUAGAUUUGGAAGAGACCUCAAUUACUGUUUUUCAGGAAUGUCAGAUCACAGAUACGGGGAUGGUGGCUCUACUUUCCAGAGCACAACUGGACACUGUGUACAUAUGCGGGGAUUACCUUACAGAGCUACUGAGAAUGACAUUUACAACUUUUUUUCACCUCUUAACCCUGUGAGAGUUCACAUUGAGAUUGGUCCUGAUGGCAGAGUAACUGGUGAAGCAGAUGUUGAGUUUGCAACUCAUGAAGAUGCUGUGGCAGCUAUGUCAAAAGACAAAGCCAAUAUGCAACACAGAUAUGUAGAACUCUUCUUGAAUUCUACAGCAGGAGCAAGCGGUGGUGCUUACGAACACAGAUAUGUAGAACUCUUCUUGAAUUCUACAGCAGGAGCAAGCGGUGGUGCUUAUGGUAGCCAAAUGAUGGGAGGCAUGGGCUUGUCAAACCAGUCCAGUUACGGUGGCCCAGCCAGCCAGCAGCUGAGUGGUGGUUAUGGAGGCGGCUAUGGUGGCCAGAGCAGCAUGAGUGGAUACGGUAGCCAAGGAGCGGUGAGCAACAGCUACUACAGUGGCGGAAGCCGUGCAUCUGUGGGCGUGAAUGGAAUGGGAGGGGUGUCUAGCAUGUCCAGUAUGAGUGCUGGAUGGGGAAUGUAACUGAUCCUGAUCACUGACUCUUGCUCAACUUUUUUAAAAGAAAAAAAAAAGCCCUUUCAGUUUAACAGUUUUUGCAGACCAGCCUUGUGAUUUAUGUUUCCUCCAUAGGCGGAAAUGGGGAUUGUUUUAAGGAAUUGUGUUUGAGGAUUUGAACAUAGUCAUCUAAGAUGUAACAGCAAAGUUGAGUAAACUAUUAACUGUUAAACAAUUUUCAGCUUUUCUCUAGUUAUAUUGUAGGAUGUACUUAAGCAGUAAGCGUAUUUAGGUUAAAGCAGUUGAAUUAUGUUAAAUGUUGUUCCUAUACCACAUUACCUUGAACACUGUUUGCAUGCAUGUUGAAAGACAUGCUCUUUUGUAAAAAUAUAGCUGUGUCUACAAUUAAAAGUGAAACAUUUGGCAUGUUUGUUAAUUCUAGUUUCAUUUGAUAAGCUGUAAGACACGUGAGUUUAAAAUUUUUUUUAAGUUAAUUGGGAAACUGAGACGCAGUACCAAUAUUUAGGAUUUUGGUCUUGGUGUUUGUUUGAAAUUCUGAGGCCUCAAUUUAAAUCUUUCAUUGUAUUGUGAUUUCCUUUUAGGUGUAUUGCGCUAAGUGAAACUUGUCAAAUAAAUCUUCCUUUUCAAAAGUG
Messenger RNA from Perognathus longimembris pacificus (Pacific pocket mouse), 2570 nucleotides. It is a transcript of the gene Hnrnph1, whose product is annotated as heterogeneous nuclear ribonucleoprotein H1. The record is from RefSeq and is a predicted model, not a curated record. Bases 757 to 1944 code for a protein of 395 amino acids. Lineage: Eukaryota; Metazoa; Chordata; Mammalia; Rodentia; Heteromyidae. Gene Ontology annotation, cellular component: ribonucleoprotein complex; nucleoplasm. Gene Ontology annotation, biological process: regulation of RNA splicing. The transcript is spliced from 11 exons. Gene Ontology annotation, molecular function: RNA binding.